CUGAAUUCUGAGCCAUUAUUAUGCAAGUUUUCUGAUUUUUCUCUAUGAAGAUUAUUCAUAACGUUGAAUCUCGAGUCAUUAGAUUACUUUGGAAACUUUGCUGGUUCUUCUACCAAGAGAUUCUUGGUAUCAGAAGGUUAUUGUAUGGAUCUAAAACCUGAAAAUUUCUUGUUCUGAGAGAAAAACGGCGUAGAACUGUUAGAACCGAAAUUUAAGAGCCUGGAAUAAACAAAAAAUUAGAAAAAAUAAUAAUUAAAAAAAAAAAAAAUCAGCAGAAAAAGAGAAAUAAGUGAAAAUUAUACCUGAUUUUUUCCCAAUAAAUUUUGACAUUUUGUCAAAAUUGACCAAACCGUGACAUCAGAAAAAACCAUAAAUUGAAUCAUCUACAAUUUCAUUUUCAAUGCUCUCAGUCUUCAGAAACUAAAAAAAAAAAAACUUAUUUUGAACCAGGAACAAUGAACUCACCAAUAUACAUAGAAGAAGAACUGGGAAGAAAAUGGGAUAGAUGUUUAUCGGACUCUGUUAUUAAGCUGGGAAGUGGCGUAAUAUUGGGUGCAGUGUUUUCACUGUUAUUUUUCAAAAGGAGGAGUUGGCCCCUUUUAAUGGGAGGCGGUUUCGGUAUCGGAAUGGCUUACGCCAACUGUGAACAAGACUUGAAUGCCACAGUCCGUAGCUGUCUACCAUCACCAUCGGCGGCAGAAGAAAAAAAAUGAAUUAAGGGUGAAAAAAAAAACAAAAAUCAGAUAGGGACUAUAUUUUGUAUUGAAAAUCACACUUGUUACCUAUGCGUAUUAUUUGAUACUAAUAAAAUGGAUAAAUAAAAUUGGGUAUUUUUUUGUUAAGCAAAAGGAACAAUACAGCAAGUUGCAGUUCAAUCUAUGUAGUAGGUAUCUACAG
Molecule: messenger RNA, 897 nt
Organism: Ceutorhynchus assimilis (cabbage seed weevil)
Lineage: Eukaryota; Metazoa; Arthropoda; Insecta; Coleoptera; Curculionidae
Source: the annotation of a GenBank genome assembly